AUUUGGGAAAACAAAAGGGGCACUAUUAGAAAUAGGAAAUGUUGAAGGGAGAAGAGAAGAGUCUUCACUUUUCAUAUUCCCUUUAGCAACUGCUUGCAGCUUCGCACUGCAAUCGCUUCUGUUUUGGAGUUGAUCAAGCCACUUGAGGAUCGCCUUGCACAAUUGAGGUGUUUGAAGAGCUCAUCCAUCUUCCAAAAUGAAGGGACGUGUAAAGUGGGAUGAGGAUAACAUUGGAGAAAUUGAGGCAAACAAACCUGUGAGGCAGAAAAUUACUGAGCCUAAGACUCCAUAUCAUCCAAUGAUUGAUGACGACAAUUCUGGAUCCCCUGUGCGAGGAAGUUUUGAUGCAUGUAUUGAUGAUGAAAAUCAGACAAGGCAUGCUGAAGCAAUAUGGACUGCUCUGAAUGACGUAGCAUCCAGUAGUAAAAAAGACACUGGACAAUCUGGUGGUUGGACAUCAUCCGAGGAUGAGCCAGAUGCAAUGGAACAAGAUGAUGAUGAUUCUGAAUCAGAUAGGAACUUAGCUUUCAAAGAGCACAGAAAGGCCCACUAUGAUGAAUUUCUUAAAGUCAAAGAGCAUCGACAAAAGGCUUCUCUUGAGGACGAAAGUGAUGAGGAUGGUGAUGCUGAACCUAGUAAGGGGGAGAAGAAAUGUGAAUCAUCUUCGCUGAGUGAUAGUGUGAAAGAGAUGGACAUUGAGGGUAAAAAGUCUUCCGCGCCUCCAGCUAAUGGUUCUUAGGCAGUGAUCAACUAAUAAAACCCACUUUCAUUUCAUUACUCUUGUUUUGUGGUUUCGUAAAAACUAAAUGAUUCACUGGAUUCUUGUAUCAUUUGUGUGUAAAUAGAUAUGUUCGGUUCUUUUCUGCCAUCUCUGAUUAUGUUAACUGACAAAUUGGAUUCUGCUUUGCAUUAUUGGGAUUUUGCUGCUGGUUUUUAUAAGUAAUUAAGGUUGGAUUGUUAAA
This is a messenger RNA of Lotus japonicus, 962 nucleotides long. Its product is annotated as protein phosphatase inhibitor 2-like. The coding region runs from base 197 to 739 and encodes 180 amino acids. The transcript has 5 exons. Gene Ontology annotation, molecular function: protein phosphatase inhibitor activity. NCBI's taxonomy places the organism in Eukaryota, Viridiplantae, Streptophyta, Magnoliopsida, Fabales, Fabaceae. Gene Ontology annotation, biological process: regulation of signal transduction. The record is from RefSeq and is a predicted model, not a curated record.